AUGUAUGUGACCUUUCUUUCCUUUCUUCUAUUUCUUUCUUUCUUUUCAUUCCUCAUUAUUUUUUAUUUUUUCUCUUUCUUUGUUUUUUUCUUUCUUUCUUUCCAUUACUCAUUUUUUUUUCUUUCUUUCUUUCUUUAUUUCUUUCUUUCUUUCUUUCUUUCUUUCCAUUCCUCAUUAUUUUUUAUUUUUCUUUCUUUCUUUCUUUCUUUCUUUCUUUCUUUCUAUUCCUCAUUAUUUUUUAUUUUCUUUCUUUCUUUCUUUCUUUCUUUCUUUCUUUCUUUCUUUCUUUCUAUUCCUCAUUAUUUUUUAUUUUCUUUCUUUCUUUCUUUCUUUCUAUUCCUCAUUAUUUUUUUAUUUUCUUUCUUUCUUUCUAUUCCUCAUUUUUUAUUUUUCUCUUUCUUUCUUUCUUUCUUUCUUUCUUUCUUUCUUUCUUUCUUUCUUUCCAUUCCUCAUUUUUUUUUAUUAUUCUCUUUCUUUCUUUCUUUCUUUCUUUCUUUCUUUCUUUCUUUCUUUCUUUCUUUCUUUCUUUCUUUCCAUUCCUCAUUUUUAUUUCUUUCUUUCUUUCUUUCUUUCUUUCUUUCUUUCUUUCUUUCUUUCUUUCUUCUUUCCUCAUUAUUUUUUUAUUUUCUUUCUUUCUUUCUUUCUUUCUAUUCCUCAUUAUUUUUUUAUUUUCUUUCUUUCUUUCUAUUCCUCAUUUUUUAUUUUUCUCUUUCUUUCUUUCUUUCUUCUUUUUUUCUUUCUUUCUUUCCAUUCCUCAUUUUUUUUAUUAUUCUCUUUCUUUCUUUCUUUUUCUUUCUUUCUUUUCUUUCUUUUUCUUUCUUUUCUUUCUUUCUUUCCAUUCCUCAUUUUUAUUUCUUUUCUUUCUUUCUUUCUUUUCUUUCUUUCUUUCUUUCUUUUUUCAUUCCUUAUUUUUUUUAUUUUUCGCUUUCUUUCUUUCUUUCUUUCUUUCUUUCUUUCUUUCUUUCUUUUGUUUAUUCGUUCCUCUUUCUUUUUUUCUUUCUUUGUUUACAGCUGUUCUUGCCUGAUUCUUUCCUUCAUUCUUUCUUUCUUUCUUUCUUUCUUUCUUUCUUUCUUUCUUUCUUUCCUGCCUUCUUUUUCGUUUUUUUCCUAUCCCGCUGUCCCCUCUUUCUUUGUUUUCAACUAUCUUUUCCAUAUUCUUUCUUUUUCCUUUCACUCUUUCUUUCUUUCUUUCUUUCUUUUUAA
Messenger RNA from Acanthosepion pharaonis, 1203 nucleotides. NCBI's taxonomy places the organism in Eukaryota, Metazoa, Mollusca, Cephalopoda, Sepiida, Sepiidae. The record is from the annotation of a GenBank genome assembly.